Molecule: messenger RNA, 1256 nt
Organism: Drosophila innubila
Lineage: Eukaryota; Metazoa; Arthropoda; Insecta; Diptera; Drosophilidae
Exons: 2
Coding region: 411-668 (85 amino acids)
Source: RefSeq, a predicted model, not a curated record
UAUUUUGCAAGCGUUCACCACGAAAUUCGGUGACUAACCGAAUAAAAAGUGAACCAAAAAAGCGCCGGUGGUGAGUGAAUUCGUCAGCCUGUUAAAGUUUCACCAUGGGCUGAGGACAUUAGACCUGAAUAAGUUGCCUUAUUGGAUUGUGUCAGGCUGGGUACAUGAAUUUGACUUAACAUACAAAUACUAAAAUUAAUAUCUUAACAUCUAAAAAUAGAUAAUAGUAAAUUUUCAACGAGAUUGCAAGCGAAGUGCCACCCGAGAAGGCACCACUCUCCGAGUAACCGAGUGGCAACGUGGCAAGUGGCAAAGUAGAUAAAGUCGAGAGAGAGAGAGAGAGAGAGAGAGAGAGAGACAGUGGCAACAAUACGUUAAAAAUCCUGGAGUCUAUAUAUAACAAAGUAAAGAUGGUUAUCAAUCUGAAUCCGACAACCUUGACCAAUGCUAAUGGCAACACAAGUCCAAUGGCCAUUAUCAGCCAUGCGGUGAUCGAUGACGUUGUCUAUAUGCAUGUUGUGUGUCCUGGCGAUGAGAUCUCCAAAUGGGUCACUUUGGAGGAGGCACUGGAACUUUGUCCCGCCGCCGUUAUUGCCUACACUCAGCUGACACUGACGCACAUCUUUGGUCCGCCCAUGGAGGAUCAAGAGCCCAGUCUGUUUGACUGAAGCCUGUAGACUGAAGAUUGAAGAUAACACCUCAAACUCCUUCUUUAGCUCGAUCGUUCUGCAUUGUCCGUUGAGUUUUCGAGCCUUUCAUCAUACCCCCCUCCACCACCCAACAAAAGAUAGUCAUCAAAAAAAAAAAAAAAAAAAAAAAAUCAGAAAAAAAAUAGUGAAGUAAUAGUUGAAAGAAUGAAAGAAAGAAGAGUAUCAAAUACCUUAUCUAAAUCAAUUUCCUAUACCAUAGUCCUGAUCCUUUUCCCAAUCCUUUCCACAAUUCCCUUUCCAAAACGUCCAAUUUUCAAUUCCUCUUUCCUAUUUCCUAUACCUUAAACCUUUUCCUAUACCCAUAUUUCUCUUCCCCUUUUUCCUAUUCAUUUCCCCUUUCCUCUCCCUAUCCUACUCUCUUCUUUCUUUCCUCUUCUUUCCCCCUUUGCACCUUAUGCGUGCUGUAAAUUUUUCAAAUUCAAAGUUCAAGCUUUAAAUUUGCGAACACUAAAACACGACACCUAUAAUGAUUGUUUCGAUAUUAAAUUUCGCAUGUACAUAAGUAUUAAAAUAUAUUGUACAUACAAUACUGUUGAGCCAGUUAAA